AUGCAAGAGAGUGUCGACCGUCAGCUCACGGGACGCUAUGCAGAGGCCAAAGGACAGCUGAGUGGUUCAUCACCUACACCAAAUCACCUAUACUCACAGUCCCCACAAGUCUUCGAAGCUGUCGCAGCGAUCCCGCCUACACACGUUGCUGAGUUCCUCUUUGAUGUCUUCUUCACGUAUGCUCAUACGAACUACGUGUACGCCAAUGAACAAUGGCUACGCAUCAAGCUGCGUGACAUCUACACAACUUCGUCCACUGUGACUGCCGCAGAUAGCCCCUGGAUCUGCACUCUCCUGAUGGUUUUCGCAAUCGGUACACAGUUUGCACAUCUGAGUUCGAUCCCCGGGGAUGAGGGCGAUACGCUGCUCGAGCACGGUGACGCUGCAUCCAAAGACGACGAGACUGCGCUAUACUUCUACCACGCCGCCUGUAAGCUCAUACCUGAUGUAAUGGUCGCGGCGUCGAUCGAGAGCGUACAGGCGUUCCUUUUGUUAGGUGUCUUCACGUGUGAGUGUCGCCCCUUUUCCAUCAAGACAAUAUCUUCUUACAGUAUACAACAGUACCGUUGGACGCUUCAGGGCUGUCAUGCACCUAUUUGGGCAUCGCCAUCAGAAUUGCCACCCAGAACGACCUACAUCGUUUAUGUAUCCGCAAACCGGAAACGCAAAAGACUCUUCCAAUUUAUUGGAUAUGGUGGACAACGUGCACAUUAG
This is a messenger RNA of Didymosphaeria variabile, 714 nucleotides long. RefSeq lists its product as uncharacterized. The transcript is spliced from 2 exons. The record is from RefSeq and is a predicted model, not a curated record. Lineage: Eukaryota; Fungi; Ascomycota; Dothideomycetes; Pleosporales; Didymosphaeriaceae. Bases 1 to 714 code for a protein of 237 amino acids.